AGAAUGGUGAAUAACGCUGAAGACCUUCAAGAGGCUUUAUAACGUCCCAUCCCCAUGUAAAGUAUGCUCAGAACUUUUCCAGUAGUUCUGCUGGAAACCAUGUCUCACUACACAGACGAACCAAGAUUUACCAUAGAGCAGAUAGACCUGCUUCAGCGCCUCAGACGAACGGGAAUGACCAGGCAUGAAAUCCUCCACGCGCUGGAAACCUUGGAUCGUCUUGAUCAAGAGCAUAGUGACAAGUUUGGAAGAAGGUCUAGCUAUGGAGGUGGUUCCUACAGCAACAGUACCAACAAUGUCCCAGCAUCUUCCUCUACAGCCACAGCUUCAACACAGACCCAACACUCUGGGAUGUCCCCAUCACCGAGCAACAGUUACGACACCUCCCCACAGCCUUGCACUACUAAUCAGAAUGGGAGGGAGAGUAACGAGAGGUUGUCUGCAUUCAAUGGGAAGAUGUCGCCCACCCGCUACCCGCUGGCAAACAGCUUGGCUCAGAGGUCCUACAGCUUUGAAGCUUCUGAAGAGGACUUGGACAUUGAUGACAAAGUGGAGGAACUGAUGAGGAGGGACAGCAGUGUGAUAAAGGAGGAAAUCAAAGCCUUCCUAGCCAAUCGGAGAAUUUCCCAAGCAGUUGUUGCACAGGUAACAGGUAUCAGCCAGAGCCGCAUCUCCCAUUGGCUGUUGCAGCAGGGGUCGGACCUCAGUGAACAAAAGAAAAGGGCAUUUUACAGAUGGUACCAGCUUGAGAAGACAAAUCCUGGGGCUACAUUAAGCAUGAGACCUGCUCCCAUCCCAAUAGAAGAGCCAGAAUGGAGACAGACGCCUCCCCCAGUCACAGCUACCUCUGGGACCUUCAGACUACGGCGGGGCAGUCGGUUCACAUGGAGAAAGGAGUGCCUGGCUGUUAUGGAAAGUUACUUCAAUGAGAAUCAAUAUCCUGACGAGGCAAAGAGAGAAGAAAUUGCCAAUGCCUGUAAUGCAGUUAUACAGAAACCAGGAAAGAAGUUAUCGGAUUUGGAGCGAGUUACCUCCCUUAAGGUGUAUAAUUGGUUUGCCAACAGGAGGAAGGAAAUCAAGAGAAGAGCCAAUAUCGCAGCAAUCCUGGAGAGCCAUGGAAUAGAUGUACAGAGUCCAGGAGGUCAUUCCAACAGUGAUGACGUGGAUGGCAAUGACUACUCAGAGCAGGACACUUGGCAAGUACGCAACGGGGAGGAGGAGGGAAGAUGUUCAGAGGGAGGCAGAGAAGCAGAGAAGGUAGAAGAAGACAGGAGGAUCUGCUCCAAACAAGAUGACAGCACUAGCCAUAGUGACCAUCAAGACCCCAUUUCACUAGCCGUGGAGAUGGCAGCAGUCAACCACACCAUCUUGGCGCUGGCCCGGCAAGGAGCCAACGAGAUCAAGACAGAGGCUCUCGACGACGACUGAUACAAAGAAAGGGGAGGGUCAAAGCAAGAAGUAACUUAGUUUUAGACGUAGCACCUUAGCAGACUUUCCUCGGUCCUUAAUAUGUGUUCUUACAGUAUAACUUUGCAGUUUCUUGUACGUCAGUUAGCUGUUAGGGUCUUGUUCUGUGAAGAUGGCAUGGUGCCCUCAGCCUUUGCAUAUACUCUCUCUCAGUAUUAAUUCCCAAUAAAUAAUCAAUCAACCAACCAACCUCCCUCUCCCAGCCCCAGUGGCUAGAAA
Acanthisitta chloris (rifleman) is the source of this 1686-nucleotide messenger RNA. It is a transcript of the gene HMBOX1, whose product is annotated as homeobox containing 1. Gene Ontology annotation, biological process: positive regulation of DNA-templated transcription. Gene Ontology annotation, molecular function: double-stranded telomeric DNA binding. The record is from RefSeq and is a predicted model, not a curated record. The transcript has 10 exons. Bases 64 to 1428 code for a protein of 454 amino acids. Gene Ontology annotation, cellular component: nucleus. Lineage: Eukaryota; Metazoa; Chordata; Aves; Passeriformes; Acanthisittidae.